Molecule: messenger RNA, 3936 nt
Organism: Gambusia affinis (western mosquitofish)
Lineage: Eukaryota; Metazoa; Chordata; Actinopteri; Cyprinodontiformes; Poeciliidae
Product: lanC-like protein 3
Exons: 5
Coding region: 1990-3213 (407 amino acids)
Biological process (GO): peptide modification; carbohydrate metabolic process
Cellular component (GO): plasma membrane
Source: RefSeq, a predicted model, not a curated record
AUACACAGAUUAAACCUUAAAAAAGGAGAAUAUUGUAACAACAAAUGAGAAAUAAUGAAAGGGUGAUCUACUGAAACUGAAUAUUUUAUUUUUUAUGAGAACAAAAUUAACAGGCUCUUUCAGCAUAGAUCAAAACCAAAUGGAGAAUUAUUCGCUGACACACACACACCAGAUAAAGAACAUCAAGUUAAAAAUAAAUACACAGGGAUUUUUUUUUUUUUAAUCUGGUUAGUGAAAAUAAAUUAUUCAUGAGUGGUUUAAAUAAGGACAAGUUUUAAUUUAUGGACUAUUUCAAGGCUUUAGAACUCAACUAAAAAGUUACAGUAAAGUUUUACUGAGAAAAACAGCAGAUAGGAGACUACUUGACAAACAAGUAGAAAUUAAAAUCUGCUAUACAUACACCUAAAAAGAGAUAAGAAAAAAAAAUCUUCACUUCCUUUUGUCAAACUCUCAUUUGACUAUGAAAUUGGUUGACUGAAACGGCUGCAGAAGUAAAUUAUGUUGAAUCCAAUAGAGAACAAAGUGCUGGAGGAUACUCCAGCUGCUGCAGUAGAAAAAUAAAGUCAGACUAAAGGUUUCAGACAGAUGAAAAGGCGAACAGAUGAUAAAACAGGACGACAACAACAGCUGCCAGGGAAACCCACAGUUCAUCAUAUUAAGUGCUUCAUUAAGUGCUCUGGUCUGAUUUGUUGGUUUGUUUACUUGUUGGAUAUGCAAGGAUGUGCAAUAUGUGUUUUUAUUGAUCAAUAUGUGUAUUUAGAUUUUAUUGUAGUACUAGUGUUCAACAUUGCUGUUUGGAGUGUAUUUAAUUUAUCAUUUUUAGUACACGGUGUCCAAGUUAAAUCUCCCAUAUGGGGACAGUAAAGCAUAGAGCUAUCAUUUAUCUGUCAAUAAUGCAUUAUGCACAAGUAACUUGUAAUUGAAUUAAAAAAGAAAGAAUGUGUUUAUCUAAAAACAGAAUUAGUGUGAGAUGCUAAAAAGAGAAGGGAUGAAAAGAAAAAUACUGAAAAUCUACAAUGAAGGUAAAUUAUAUUCUAAAAAUAGAUUGUGUUUAAUGCACAAGCAAAGUUAACCAAAAGGAUUUUAAAAGGAUUUUUGGUUGAUACGCUAUAAAAUUUGUCUUUAGAGAUUAACAUGCUUUAAUAAUAGAUAGAUGGUCCAAACAUCUUUGGGGCAUUUUGUCACCUUCUGUCACCUUCAGCCACUUGUUUUUGCUUCCUGUAAGCCUUGUCACAAACUGCUAUCAGGACGUCAAAUGACUUUGUGGUCGAUUGCUUUCUUAGUAUUAUUCUCCUGUAUAGGCCAGAUUUCAAGAGAGCAGAAGUUACCCUGAUCACAUCUGAGCUGCGGAUCUCUAGUUCACAUCCAUAAUUCAAUCCAUCAGGAAGUAUAUUCUGUUCCAGAGAUACUGUUCGUCUUCUUGCUGUUCCUCUAUUUAAUAAUCUCCUCACCCAUCAAUGUAGAUGGAUUUCUGUCUUUCGAAACAUGCUGUUGUGCCACAGUCUUCAUUUCCAUGCUGUUUGCUCACUAAUGUUCUCAAACAAAUCUACACAGCCCUCACUGAGCAGCUAGAUUUGUUUUAAUUAAGUACUUUAAUUACUCGCAAAUGGACAGUCUGGAGAUAACUGGUUGCACUGGAUUUUAUUUAGAUGCACCAGAGUAAAUGGGGAAUAGAAUUAAAAUGCGGCAAACAUGUGAAAAAACAUGCACAUUUUCCUUCCAGAAUAUUCCAAAGUAUCACGAAUAAACAUGGCUUCGUGUAAACCAUCUCCAUCUCCACCUGUGUGUUGGUGGAGCUCUUGGAGGCGGACCACCUGCACGUCCCAUCAUCCAUCCAUCACUGCUCCCAUCCAAUCAGCUGCGGCCUGAUGGGACCUGCUGCGCAGUCAAACUGUUUUUCUUCUCUCAUCCUUGGAUACCUUGAGAAGGGAGCACAGACCUGCCUGUUUUCCGUGGCCGUGCCGCUUCUGGUACCCCGACCUGGGCCUGAUGGAGAACACCCGCUGCUUCGCGAACCGCUUCUCCGACUACGGAGGCGCGCUGCUGCCGGGCCAGAGCGCCGAGGCCGUCCUCCCAGCCGUCGUUGCCAAAAUUGACAGGAUCCUAAAAAAGAUCCCGGUCGACAUCAGCGACUGCGAUGGAGGGCUGUACGACGGGCCAGCCGGAGUCGCUUAUAUGCUGUACCACGUCAGCGAGUGUCCGCUGUUCUCCGAGCAGCGGGACGUCUACCUGAAGACGGCCAAGCAGAUCAUCGACGUCUCGGUGAGGUACGCGGACGCGGAGCCUGACCAAAACAUGCGAGCCGCCUUUCUGCUCGGCGGGGCGGGCAUCUACGCCGUGGCCGCGAUGAUAUACAAGUCCCUGGGCUUGGCGGAUUUUGUAAAGCCGCUGACCAAGUUUCGGAACCUGUGGGAGGUGUGUGCGCCCAUCAAUUUCCUGGAGUGCGGCUCGGACGAGCUGUUUGUGGGGAGGGCGGGCUACCUGUGCGCCGCUCUGGUCCUGAAGCAGAAGCUGGGCUUUGAGAUCUUGAGCAAAGAUCAGAUCAAAUCUAUUUGCCAAGCCAUCAUCGAGUCAGGAAAACAAUACGCCAGGAGGAAGAGGAAGCCUUUCCUUCUGAUGUAUUCAUACUAUGGAACAGAAUAUCUUGGUGCAGCCCACGGCCUCUCUUCAGUGCUGCAGAUGCUGCUCAGCUACCAGGAUGUCCUCAGCGGGCCGGAGAAGGACCUGGUGUGGCAGAGCAUUGACUUCCUCAUGACUCAGGAGCAGAACUGCAACUGGCCGGCAGAGCUGGGAGCAAUCAUCGAGAGGGAAAACGAGCUGGUGCACUGGUGCCACGGCGCCCCAGGCGUGGCGUAUCUUUUCGCAAAAGCCUAUCUGAUCAAUAAGAAGCCACAGUAUCUGGACACGUGCAUCCGCAGUGGGGAGCUCGUUUGGCAGAAAGGCCUGCUGAAGAAAGGACCUGGCAUUUGUCACGGGGUUGCAGGCAGCGCUUAUGUCUUCCUCCUGCUUUAUCGCCUCACAGGCAAUUCCAAAUACCUCUACCGUGCCCAAAGGUUUUCAGAGUUUAUCUUCACCGAGGAGUUUAAGGCGGGCUCCCUCUCGGUCACCAGCAUCUACAGCCUGUUCGAGGGCCUUUCCGGGACCGUUUGCUUCCUGGUCGAUCUCCUGCAACCAGACCAGUCAGAGUUCCCUCUGUUCAGCGUGUUUGUGUGAACGGAUCCAGCAUCGCACUGUUUCCUGACCAGAACAAAAGUUAGCAUUUUUACACUUGACGCAGUAACAUGCACUGUAAAACAAGGACAGUGUGUGAGUGGGUUUCAGUUGGAAUAAAACAUUUGAUGCAGUAGCAGAGAAAGUUUUUGCUUUGCGUGGACGUACACCUUGCAGGCUUUAUCAGAAUCACCACUAACAUUUUCUGUUUCACUUCAGUCAGCUAAAAUGAGGCCUCACAGCCACUUAAACCUGAGAUACAUAUUUAUAAGUUUCCUUUGGAUUUCCCUUAUCCACAGAGUCUAAUAGAAUCUCCUCAGGUUUGCUUUAGCAUUAAAAAAUAACAGCAGCUAACGUGCAUAAAAGAAAACAAAUUUGCUCAAUUUGUGAGUAAAUAUAGUUCAAAUGUUCUGAAAAAUGUAUAGCUGCAAAAUAUAUUAUUAAACAUAUUUACAUGAGUGAAAAAAACAAUUAAAUCAAUCCGUAAACACCAGCAGCAUGUACAUUUUGCUAAAGGAACGGUAGUUAGUGGCUAGCACAGCUGCAGCGCUAACGCAAGUUUGCAUAUAAACAGAAACAAAAGCUAUUUGUUUUUAUUCCUAAGGCGUCUCUGUCAGUGAUAAAACAUUUCCGUUGCUCCUGGUGGCAUAAAAUUGCUGGUAAAUUGCUAGCCACUACAACGAUAGCACUAGCUAGGCUAUUAAUAAACUACUCAGCUGAAAACCA